AUGUGUUUGUACGGGUUUAUGAGUGUGGGUGUGGGUGGGUAUGGGUGUGGGUGGGUAUGGGCAGGUGUUGUGGGUAUGGGUGUGGUGGGUAUGGGUAUGGGUUGGUAUGGGUAUGGUGGGUAUGGGUGUGGUGGGUAUGGUUGUGGGUGGGUAUGGAUGUGGGUGUGGGUGGGUAUGGGUGUGGGUUGGUAUGGGUAUAGUGGGUAUGGGUGUGGUGGGUAUGGGUGUGGUGGUAUGGGUGUGGGUGAGUAUGGGCGUGGUGGGUAUGGGCCUGGUGGGGGUAUGGGCGUGGUGGGUAUGGGUAUGGUGGGUAUGGGUGUGGGUGGGUAUGGGUGUGGGUUGGUAUGGGUAUGGUGGGUAUGGGUGUGGUGGGUAUGGGUGUGGUGGGUAUGGGUAUGGUGGGUAUGGGUGUGGGUUGGUAUGGGUAUAGUGGGUAUGGGUGUGGGUGGGUAUGGGUGUAGUGGGUAUGGGUGUGGUGGUAUGGGUGUGGGUGAGUAUGGGCGUGGUGGGUAUGGGUGUGGUGGGUAUGGGUAUGGUGGGUAUGGGUGUGGGUGGGUAUGGGUGUGGGUUGGUAUGGGUAUGGAGGGUAUGGGUGUGGUGGGUAUGGGUGUGGGUGGGUAUGGGUGUGGUGGGUAUGGGUGUGGUGGGUAUGGGCCUGGUGGGUAUGGGUGUGGUGGGUAUGGGUAUGGUGGGUAUGGGUGUGGGUGGGUAUGGGUGUGGGUUGGUAUGGGUAUGGAGGGUAUGGGUGUGGUGGGUAUGGGUGUGGGUGGGUAUGGGUGUGGGUUGGUAUGGGUAUGGUGGGUAUGGGUGUGGUGGGUAUGGGUGUGGUGGGUAUGGGUGUGGGUGGGUAUGGGUAUGGGUGUGGUGGGUAUGGGUGUAGGUGAUUAUAGGCUUAUUCCAGCAUCUUGCAUGGGAUGA
This is a messenger RNA of Strongylocentrotus purpuratus (purple sea urchin), 918 nucleotides long. RefSeq names its product shematrin-like protein 2. The transcript is spliced from 2 exons. Lineage: Eukaryota; Metazoa; Echinodermata; Echinoidea; Camarodonta; Strongylocentrotidae. The coding region runs from base 1 to 918 and encodes 305 amino acids. The record is from RefSeq and is a predicted model, not a curated record.